AUGGUUAAAAUAACUAAAAAAAGUAAACGAGUUUCAUGUGCUCAUCGUUAUAGUAUCCAGAAGAAAGUUCGUGGUCAUAAUAAGAAAAUGAAAAAAGAAGCACGAAAACAUCCGGAAUUUAAAAAAAAGAGAACAAAAGAUAUAAAAAUACCAAAUUCAGCUCCAUUCAAAGAUGAAUUAUUACAACAAGCUGUGGAAGCUAAAAAACAAUUAGAACAAGAAAAACUAAUAAAAAAACAAGAACGUGCUUUAGCUCGUCAACAACCGAAAACUGAUCGACCAAAAUCAUUAACAUCAAUGAUGCAUGAGGUUGAACGACGACGAAAUGUAUUUGACGAUGAACACGUUUCAACAAAUAAUCAUCAUAUUCACCUAUUAAGUGAAACUGGUGAAGGUGAUGAAAGAUCUCGAAAAACAUUCUAUCGAGAAUUUAAAAAGGUUGUCGAUGCAUCGGAUAUCAUCAUUCAAGUUCUCGAUGCUCGUGAUCCACUUGGAUGUCGAUGUCCACAAGUUGAACAAGCUGUGUUAACCUCAGGAAAAAAUAAAAAACUUAUUCUAUUGUUGAAUAAAAUCGAUCUUAUUCCACGAGAUAAUCUUGAUAAAUGGUUAAAAUAUUUACGUAAUGAAUUUCCAACAAUUGCAUUUCGUUCAUCGACUCAAAAUCAACGUGAUCGAUUAGGUCAUGUUAAAGCAUCUCUAAAAGCUUGUGAUGAACAUUUACUUAAAUCAUCAAAUAAAUGUAUUGGUGCAUCAACAUUAAUGAGUCUUCUUUCGAAUUAUUGUCGAAAACAAGAUAUAAAAACAAGCAUUACUGUUGGUAUUGUUGGAUUUCCAAAUGUUGGAAAAAGUAGUGUGAUUAACAGUCUUAAACGAAGUCAAGCAUGUGAAACUGGUUCAAUGCCUGGUAUAACUAAACAAAUGCAAACAAUUAAAUUAGAUAAACUAAUUAAACUAUUCGACAGUCCCGGUAUUGUUAUGUCAAAAGAUACUGAUCCAGCUAGUCUUGUACUUCGUAAUUGUGUUCGUAUUGAAACAAUUGAAAAUCCAGUUCCACCUAUUGAAUUAUUACUUAAUCGAUGUAGUAAAGAACAGAUGAUGCUUCACUACAAUCUAAGUGAUUUUCAAGAUGUUAAUGAAUUUCUUUCAAAAAUGGCUUUAAAAAUGGGUAGUUUAAAAAAAGGUGGUAUACCCGAUAUAAAUAAAGCUGCACAACGAAUACUAUCUGAUUGGACAAAUGGUAAACUAACUUAUUUUACUGAACCACCUGAACGUACAGGUGAAAUACUUAGUACUGAACUUGUUACACAAAUGAAAGAAGCAUUUGAUAUUGAUGGUUUAUUAAAAACUGAAGAUGAACAAUUAAAAGAUUUACGUAAUACUCCAAUAGGUGGUAUAUCUUUACCAGCAUCUAUUCCAACACAAGCAGCUAUGGAUUUAGAUAAAGAAGAAUCUAUUAAAUCCGAUGAUGAAGAAAGCCUUGGUGAAGAAAUGGAUGAAGAUCAUGAUGAAAAAGAUCAAUCAAAAGCAACAAAAGAUCCAAAAAAAGUUCGUUUUACUGUUAAAGCAAAUGAUAAAAAAAAACAUUUAUCAAAAAAACAAGCAGCUGAUUUAGUUGAUAAAGAAUAUAAUGGUGAUAUUCGAAAAUCAAUAAAACGAUCAAAUCUUACUCGACAACAAGAAUUUAAAAAAAUGAAAAAGAAUAAAAAAAGAACAGAAAAAUCUAUGGAGAAUCUAGGCGAUGCAUUAGAUUCAAUUAUUCGACUAACAACAACAUCGAAAAAUUCAAAUGAUGAUUCAUAUAAUUUUCAAACCGAUUUUGUUUAA
Messenger RNA from Adineta steineri, 1824 nucleotides. Lineage: Eukaryota; Metazoa; Rotifera; Eurotatoria; Adinetida; Adinetidae. The record is from the annotation of a GenBank genome assembly.